Messenger RNA from Lingula anatina, 3700 nucleotides. RefSeq names its product tripartite motif-containing protein 2. Gene Ontology annotation, molecular function: protein binding; zinc ion binding. The record is from RefSeq and is a predicted model, not a curated record. Lineage: Eukaryota; Metazoa; Brachiopoda; Lingulata; Lingulida; Lingulidae.
UCACAUAAGUCUUGACAUCAGUAUACAAAGGGGUGCUGGGACAGGUCGCCAUUCCUGAAAAUGGAAGCUCCAUUGCAUGACCAACAUAUUUUUGCCAGCAGGGUCCAGGGAUAGAUGAGAUUUUUUUUAUUUGGUAUCUUGUAAUGUGGAUUGUUUGUCUGGGCCAGAGGAGGUUAAAAGACACACUGAACUUUACUUGGCAGUCUUCUAUCCCAGUCACUAGGGCUAUCCUGUCUGUUGGUGAGACCAUUCCAAACAUGAGCCUGACACUGGUGAAGUUUUGUUGACACGGGGUGGUCGUCUUGGUGUCACUGUGUUGGAAAUUUCCCCGAAGUUGGGUUGACAGCUUGGAGUGUCGUGAGAGAUGUAGGUAGACAAACUAGACUGCUGCUCUCCGCUGUGACUGUCCUAGCUACACCAAGUUUAAGGUUGGGUUGACACAGAGGGGUGACGUUAACAUCAAAUGCUGUCACUGUGACGGUGUAUUUACCUUAACUACCUGACCAGACGUAACUCUGUGACAUAGAGAAGUGAGGUUGACAUCUCUUACUGUCACCAAGGACUUACAUACAGAGACAUAUAUAUCCUUACUGUCACCAACUGAAUUAAGCUAGAGGUAAAACUAUGUUUACACUGUAAAAAAGACCUGACAUUUAGUAUUACAUAGCUGUCAGUGUGCCUUCCCUGAGUGGUCUGACUGCAGCAGACGAUGACGAUUUGGAAGGAUUAACAUCACACGUCUGGCUGUAACUGACUCGAACCCUGGUGAAGAAAACCUUAUUUUUAUUAAAACUGAGUGCAGGAGUGAUACCUUUGUUACUGCAGUAGUUGAGUGCAGGAAAAGGACUGAUUUGAUAUCAAGAGGAAGAAUUUUUGUACCUUUCAUCCUCCAUCAUGAGUUACAUAGAGUGGGAGAGGCUGAGGAUGGAGGUAGAACUGGUCGUCAUGGCAACAGUUAACUCCACCAGGAUGGCCAGCAACAUUAACGUGGUCAAACAAAUCCACAAGCAGUUUCUAAGCUGUGGUAUCUGUCUACAGCAGUACACCAACCCCAAGGUACUGCCUUGUCUACACACCUUCUGUGAACUCUGUCUCUACGAUUACAUUCCCUUGGAGAGUCUCUCUGUUAGCUGUCCUCUGUGCAGGCAGCAGUCAAUAUUACCCCAGGAAGGGGUGUCAGGACUACAGUCAAAUUUCCUUAUUAAUAACCUGAUGGAGAUGCUGGAGAACCCUCAGUUGUGCACCAGCUGUGACAGUGGUGCUGUGGCCAAGACAAAGUGCACAAACUGUAACCACUCACUCUGUGAAUCCUGCUCACAGCUACACAAACAAGAUGUUGACUUACAGACACAUGAUCUAGUCAGCCUGGAUAAAUUAUCACCUUCUGAGUCUAAAGAAGGAAUGCUGCCCCAGCUUGUGUGUCCCAACCAUCAGGGAGAGUUGUUAAAGUUUUACUGUGCCUCCUGUGAUACCGCAGUAUGUGAGGAGUGCACAGCGCUGGAGCAUCACGACCACCGAAUUACGACAAUGGAAGACGCCAUACAGGAACACCAAUCAGCUCUCAGGAAUUUGAUCCACAAUGCUCAGGCCCGUAUCCCUGUGAUCGAAGACGCCAUUACUGUGGUCAGUAGUGUGUCCACUGCGCUCUGUGAUAAGUUCAAGGAGGCAGAGAUGCAGAUAAGUGAUGCCUUCGAUGCACUUAAUGAACUCAUCGAUCAGCGAAGAAACAAGUUGCUCUCAGACCUGGAGUCCACACACAAAGUAAAGCAAGCUACCCUACAUUCACAGAAGCAAACUCUCCUGGACAUUCUGACUAAUAUCAAUGACUGCUGUCAGUUGACAGAAAAAGCUCUCACUCAUGGCAGUGAGACAGAUAUCUUGCUUAUGAGGAAAGAGAUGACAGCUAAACUUAGCGAUCUCUCCGCUCUAGAGGUGCAGUGUAUGCCUGAGGAGAAUCCAUCUCUCAGCUUUGUCGAUUGCAAUUUCUCAGAUGUUGCUGAAGUAGUGGAGAAAGUUGGCAAAGUGGAAACCAACAGCGCGGUGGCGUUUGAGACCACAGCAUCUGGAGAAGGUCUGCGCAGGUGUUACACAGGGAAGAAAGCCAUGUUGUCUGUCACCACUAAGAACCGCCAUGGAGAACUGCUCAAGGUCGGCCACUGUUCACUCACUGCACAGAUCACAUCAACAAAUGGUGAAGUCUUCACUCCUACUGUCAUAGACCAGAACAACGGUACCUAUGACCUCACGUAUAUUGUGCCGAGUGAUGGCUCCUAUCAGCUGGAGAUCAGGUUGUAUGGUCAACAAAUCAAGGGAUCUCCCUUCAGUGUCCAGGCCUACCCACCCCCAGCCAGUGGUGAGAGACCCCUCAGUGCAAGCAAGAUUCCCAAGACGCUAGCCGUCAAGCAGAAGGGAACCAAGCGGCCACCCAGCUCAAAGUCGUCAAAUAGGAGAAGUAACCCCAUUGAUGAUGACUUGAUAUUGAGAGUUGGCGCCAAGGGGAGGAACCGAGGGGAGUUCAGCAAUCCCCAAGGCCUGUGCACCACUCCCAAAGGUUUGAUCAUCGUGGCUGACAGCAACAAUCAGUACAUGCAGGUUUUCACUAACUCGGGGGAUUUCAAGAUGAAGUUUGGUGUUCGAGGUCGCAGCCCGGGGCAGGUACAGCGCCCCACGGGAGUGGCAGUCAGCGCCAACGGCAACUACUUAGUGGCAGACUACGACAACAAAUGGGUCAGCAUAUACUCUCCUGAUGGCAAAUACCUCAACAAGAUCGGAACAGGAAAGCUUAUUGGGCCCAAGGGUGUCGCAGUGGACAACAAUGGUCACAUCAUUGUUGUGGACAACAAAGGAAGCAGCAUUUACAUUUUCCAGUCUAAUGGGAAACUCCUCCACAAGUUUGGUACCAGAGGUAACGAGGAGAACCAGUUUGCUGGACCACAUUACGUAGCAGUCAACAGCAACAAUGACAUCAUCAUCUCUGACUUCCACAACCACUGUAUCAAGGUGUUCAACUGUGAGGGAACGUUCCUGUUCAGUUUUGGCUCCAAUGGAGAGGGCAUGGGUCAGUUUAAUGCACCCACAGGGGUGGCUGUAGACAAACAGGGCAACAUCAUUGUGGCUGACUGGGGGAACUCCAGGCUACAGGUAUUUGACCAGAAUGGUUCCUUCCUGGCCUUUGUGAACACUCAGACGGACCCCCUGUAUGGUCCCCAGGGAGUGGCAGUGACCAGUGACGGACAUGUGGUGGUCUCUGACUCUGGCAACCAUUGCUUCAAGAUCUACAAAUAUCUCCAGUAGAAAUCCUGGUUUCCCUGCUCAGAGGACAUCCUGGUUGGCUGGGAAUGAUGGACUGUCAGCCUCACUUAACUGACCGGCAGACUGACCUACUGACUGAUAUCCUUACAAAAUUCUUCCAAAUAUUUGUAAAAUCAGGGAUGAACUUGCUGGUCCAUGUUGACCAUUGCUACAUUUCCACACCUGCCUAUAGAUGGCGUUAGUGAUACAUUCAAUAUAGAAAAGCACCCCAGUAGAACAUCAGAGCACUACUUGCUAUCCCAGCAGCCAUUGCUUUAAGACCCGUAGAAUGAUCAAGUGUUUUGUGAAAUCCAUCAUAGAUUUUCUCCCCUAGAUAAACUGCAGAGAGAAAAACAUUGAAUUAUCCAGUGCCAUGAAAUGACCUACAGAGUGGCCCUCCUAUUUUAAA